Molecule: messenger RNA, 864 nt
Organism: Aphis gossypii (cotton aphid)
Lineage: Eukaryota; Metazoa; Arthropoda; Insecta; Hemiptera; Aphididae
Exons: 4
Coding region: 85-669 (194 amino acids)
Source: RefSeq, a predicted model, not a curated record
UAUGAAUUAUGACUGUUAUUCAUUUUUACUAUUGAAAACUUAUGAAAUACUCUAUCGUUAUUGAAACAAAGUUUUAUCGAGAAGAUGAUAAAAAUAACAUUAUUUGUUUUCAUUGGAAUUUUCUCAUUUUCUCAAUCACAAGACCGUUUUAUGCCGAACUUGCCUAUGGGAGAAUAUCGUACAGUAUUUGAAAAAAUUCAUUUAUGUGAAUCAAUAAAAAACCAAUCAUUAUUAGCUAACUUCUAUUUUGAUAAAAAAACAUCAAGUGAAACUGUAUUAAGAGGGAAUUUGACAUUUUUGAUACCUUUUGACGAUACUCUUACAAUUGAUUUAAACUUGGAAUCUUGGGGAUCAACUGGUGGUUGGAUACCAAAUUCAAAUGUGUAUGUAACAAAAAAGGCGUGCAGUACUUUAAAAAAACUCGGUGGAAAUGCUUGGUAUACAGCUAUGAAGGGUUUUAACAUUCCAAGUACUACAUGUCCAAUAUCAGUGGGUGAAUAUAUUACAUCAGGGCUUGACUUAAAGAAAUUUGAAGAUCAUGGCUUUCCCAAAAUAUAUUUUUAUGGAAAAUAUAAACUAGUGUUUAAGAUAAAAACUACAGAAAAUAAAAUAGUUGCCUGCGUGUAUUUGGAGAUCAGUCUUUUACGACCAUGGGAAACAAAAAUUUGAAUAAGUUACACAAAUUAUUAUAAAUCUUAUAUUCACUAAAUAGAAAAAAUAACUUAUUUAUUAUACAAGCUAAUAAAAUAUUAUAAUCAGUUUCGGACAAAAUCAAUAUUGACUGUUGUUAUUUCAACACAAAUAACUGUAUAUAUUUUACUAACAAAUUCAAGUUGUGUACUUUAUUUUAUUUAAAACCAUUAU